GACUGUGCGCUUUUUACAGUGAUGUUUUAUUCGACGUUCGGUGCCAGCAAUAUCAGCAACAUGCAACUGCAACAUACUGUGGGGCUACAAAAUAUUAAAUCUGCACAUCGUCGAGGGCAUUGAGUCUGGCGGACGGCAGAUGUCUCAUCGUUCGAGUUGCGGCCCGUUCACCUCUGUCCUGGUCAUCUGACCGAGCACCGUGACGUUCAUCCCAGAGUCUAGUUGUCGAAGCCAUGGCCAGCUUGUUCCGUCGAGCUCCAUCGAAUGCUCAACGCUCAUAUAUCAUGCUCAUGACAUAAACGUAUGUCACACCGAGUCUCACAAACCCGUCGUUUUUCCUCCAACCCCCACCACCGAUGAUGCACUUUCGAGUUCUGGCGCUUUUGGCGCUUUUGGCGGCUGUAGCACCCCUGACGUACGCUGCGUCUGCAAAUGUACAGGUUGGAGGCGGGACUUGCACGGUUGUGCCCUUGGGAGGUGGUCAGGACGAUGGACCUAAUAUCCUGGACGCUUUUUCGCAGUGCGCAAGUGGGGGUACGGUGGUGCUGAAUGAAUACUACGUGGUCAACACCGUACUCGUCACAACUGGACUCAAAAACGUCAAUAUCGAGCUGAGUGGUGUCGUACAGUACACUCCAAACAUCGCAUAUUGGUCACCGAAUUCCUUAUUCUUGACAUAUCAAAACGCGACUACGUACUGGUUCCUUUCUGGCGAUAAUAUUCACCUAUAUGGCGGUGGCACCCUUGACGGCAACGGCCAAGUCUGGUGGGACUAUCCCAAUGCGACAUCUGGUACGGCUGGAGGCUCGUCCACGCUAUUCGCUCGUCCUAUCCCUCUCACUGUCGGAAAUGCUAGUAACGUCGUCAUCGAAGACUUGACACAAAUCCAGUCACCUUUCUGGAACAAUUUCGUUUAUCAAUCGACUAACGUGACAUAUCGCAAUAUCAAUAUCUCGACCGUUUCGUACUCUUCCAACCCAACGCUUAAUUCUGAUGGAUGGGACAUAUACCGGUCUUCCUUCGUCACGAUCGAAAACUCCACAGUUAAUAAUGACGACGAUUGCGUUUCUUUCAAACCCAACGCCACCAAUAUUCUGGUCCAGAACAUGAACUGCUUGGCAGGUGAUGGCAUGUCUGUAGGCAGCUUGGGACAAUAUGCAGGUGAAACCGAUAUCGUUGCCAACGUCACGGUCAACAACGUGACAUUGACAAACUCUCAAAAUGGAGGCCGGGUGAAAGUGUUUGGUGGCUCUCCUCUUGCCAAUUCGACGGCCGGUGGGGGUGGCGGCUAUGUCAAGGUCAUCUCCAAGAAUAUCACCUUCUCGAACUUCCAGGUCAACAGUGUCGACUACCCUAUCGUGUUUGACGAGUGUUUCGCGACGCCAGUCUCUUGCGUGGAUUACCCAACCAAAAUAGCGGUUUCAGACGUCCACUAUUCCAACUUUAGCGGGACGUCAUCUGGGGCCGAGGGUACUAUGGUCGUCGAUCUGAACUGCACCAUGGCGUGCACGGACAUCACAGCUGGCGACAUCAACCUGACGAGUCCGAAUGGUGCGGCCACCUACUUUUGCCGAAACGUGACGAGCACGUCCGAACUCGAUUUUAACUGCACCGACUCGGUUUGAGAGGUGUGAUGGGGGGUUGGUCUGACUGUUUGUUAUCGGCACCGUGGGGGGGGAACCCAUUUUGUGUCACUGGUGUUCGUGUAUUAUAUAAAGGCUCUUUUCAUGUCUGCUCAAGCUUACACUCACGAGCGUAAAUUGCUCAUAAAACCCAAGUUAAGAAGAAUAAAAAAGGUGGUGCGACUAGUAAGGCCUAGUAAGGACUAGUUACUACGGAUU
Molecule: messenger RNA, 1841 nt
Organism: Serpula lacrymans var. lacrymans S7.9
Lineage: Eukaryota; Fungi; Basidiomycota; Agaricomycetes; Boletales; Serpulaceae
Product: glycoside hydrolase family 28 protein
Exons: 11
Coding region: 357-1625 (422 amino acids)
Biological process (GO): carbohydrate metabolic process
Molecular function (GO): polygalacturonase activity
Source: RefSeq, a predicted model, not a curated record